GUCUAAUCGUGAGAUCGGUGUGUUACUUUUAAUGUCUUUUUGUGUCUUUUAUCAAUUAUUUUCAAUGUUAUCAUAAUUUCGCGUAAAUAGAAAGUACGAUACUCUAUUUCUCAUUUCAUGCUAUUUUUUGGUUGUUUUUUUUUUAAAGUACAGUUAUUUGGUUAAACAUUUUAUGAUUUUUGAUCCAUUAACCAUUGAUGUACUGGUGCUUUGUGUGAAUUUAUUUAUGUGAAAUCAACAGCAAAGAAAAAUAAACUGCAACAACUUCGUUCUCCAUUAGGACAGUGAAGUAGUGAAAUGAAUUAUCAGACAAAUAUAUGAUUGUCGUUUCGCUUUUAUAUUAUGCAAGUACAAAGUCGUAGGUAAAGUGUUUACAGGUUAUUUAUGGGAAGUGAGUAUUCAAGAACUAGAAUAAUGGAUGAAGAAGAUGUAAGAUCACGCUCUGGAUCAGAAGACGACAGUGAUCAAGAAAUUGAUUAUGCUGCUAUUCUUCAAAGUUUAAUCUCCAGGUAUACAAAUGGCUCCGUCCAUAUAAUCCCUUCAAACUAUGAUGAUGUUGAGCAGUACCCUCCACUUCCUAAGCUAAAACAUGUGCCUAAUACGACUAUCCUAGAUGCUAGUGAAUUUUCGUCAUCUGUUAGACAGGCAUGUGGCUUAGGGAUUUCUCGGAUAAAAUUUCCAAAAACAAACUUUACUCAAAUGCUGUUAAAUCGAGAAAAGGGUAUGACAACUUACAACAACUUUUCCCACCCUAACAAAUGUAGAAUUGCCAAUGAAUUUUUACCAAAUGUCAUGAAGACUCUUGAAGCAUAUGCUGGAAAAGCAUUUUGUGGGACCUUCUCAAAAAAUGGCAACCAUUUUAUUACAGCAUCCCAAGAUCGACAAAUUCGCGUAUAUAAAUCUGAUGAUGAAUACUACAAACUUGUAAAUAAUAUCUAUGCGAGGGAUGUAGGGUGGAGUAUAAUAGACGUCGGUUUUAGUCCAGAUCAAGAACAUUUUGUCUAUUCCACUUGGUCUUCUUCUUUGCAUAUGUGCUCUAUAAAUGGGGAAUCUGAUAAACAAGAACAGCUAUGUCUUGUAAAGACUGGUAGAAGGUUUUGUGUAUUUUCAGUGCUGUUCUCAUCUGAUGGUACAGAAAUUUUGGGGGGUGCCAAUGAUGGUAGUUUGUAUAUUUAUGACAUGAUAAGGAAAGAAAGAACGCUAAGGAUAUGCGCACAUGAUUAUGAUGUGAACAGUGUAGCAUUUGCUGAUGAUACGUCUCAAAUUAUUUACAGCGGGGGUGACGACGGUUUGAUUAAAGUAUGGGAUAGAAGAACACUGAAUGAAGAAAACCCGACUCCGGUUGGUACUCUCGCUGGACAUAUGGACGGUAUAACUUUCAUAGAUUCGAAGGGUGACAGUAGACACCUUAUAUCUAACAGCAAGGAUCAAAGUAUCAAGCUAUGGGAUGUGAGGGUGUUUUCAGAUCCCAGGGCAGCUGACAAUACCUUAAGGGCAGUCCACGAUCAAACGUGGGAUUAUAGAUGGCAGGAAGUGCCGAAAAAAUUAUAUAGUAAUAAAAAUAAAAUCGAAGGUGAUACAUCUAUUAUGACAUACAAGGGUCACAUUGUUAUAAAAACCCUUGUAAGGUGCAGAUUCUCACCAAUGAGCACUACAGGCCAAAGGUAUAUAUAUACAGGAUGUGGAGGUGGUAGAGUUGUUGUUUAUGAUGCCUUAACAGGAAAAAUAAAGAGAGAUCUCAGUGGUCAUAAUGCAUGUGUAAGGGAUGUUUCUUGGCAUCCAUACCGAAAUGAAAUCCUUAGUUCUUCCUGGGAUGGUAUGGUAGGUUUGUGGACAUACAAAGGUUCAGUUCCGUACAUUGAAGCAGAAGAUUCAGAAGAUUCAUUUUCUUCAUCGAGUAGGCAUUCAGAGAGACCUCUGAGAAGAAGUUUACGUCUAGCAAUAAAGAAGCAUGUACAGGGUAAAGUUCAGCCAGAACAAUAACUCUCCGAAUGAAGAGUUUGUGCUGUGAUUUUUUAAACAUUAAUUAAUAUAUGCAUGUGAAAAAGUAAAUGUUAAAAAAAAACUCUUUAAAGUGACGGAGUUUCUUACUGGAUUUAUUAAAAAUGAUGUAAUUAACUAUUAUUACUGUAAUUGUGAGGUUUGUGAUAUGUAAUGAAACGUUUGACCGUAGUAUCAAUUGUAAAUAUAUAAUUUGGAAAUAUGCGCGUACUGCAUUGUUUGGUGAAAAGCUGUGUUAUAUUUUUUUUUGUUUUCUUUUAUUACCUUUAUUUUGAUUUGUUUAUUAUCGUUACUUUGUUCUGCGUUCUUAACAUUAUUGUAAAUUUAUUUUUUUGUAAAUCUAUCCCACGAAAUAAAUAUCAACUCGUUUUUGACAUUA
Molecule: messenger RNA, 2380 nt
Organism: Agrilus planipennis (emerald ash borer)
Lineage: Eukaryota; Metazoa; Arthropoda; Insecta; Coleoptera; Buprestidae
Product: DDB1- and CUL4-associated factor 11
Exons: 11
Coding region: 385-1983 (532 amino acids)
Biological process (GO): proteasome-mediated ubiquitin-dependent protein catabolic process
Cellular component (GO): Cul4-RING E3 ubiquitin ligase complex
Molecular function (GO): protein binding
Source: RefSeq, a predicted model, not a curated record